UGGCUGACCAACAAACCAAAACCACCUUCAUAAUCUUCCCUUCAAGCCAGCUCUUCAUCAUCAUACCCAAACUAACAUGAACAACACCACCGUCGGCCCCGUCCCCGACGCCUCCGGCGGGUUUUUAGGCUCUGGACACAUCGGCGGUUUCGGCUACGGGAUCGGAGUCUCCGUCGGAAUUCUCUUGCUCAUCACAACCAUCACCUUAACGUCAUAUUUCUGCACCAAAAACCACGCCGCCGACUCCACGAUGACGAGGCGGCCGCCGAGGAACAAUGCGGCGUCGGCCGCCGGGCAAGAUUCUCAGAACUGCGUGGUGGAGAUUGGGUUGGACGAGGCAACGUUGUUGAGCUAUCCGAAGAUGUUGUUCUCCGACGCCAAAGUCAACCACAAGGACUCCACGGCCACCUGCUGUUCCAUCUGCCUUGCUGACUAUAAAAAUUCGGAUAUGCUAAGGUUGUUGCCGGAUUGCGACCAUCUUUUUCACCUCAAAUGCGUUGACCCUUGGCUCCGGCUCCACCCCACUUGCCCCGUCUGCCGGACCUCGCCGUUCCCGACCCCGCAGUCAACGCCGCUGGCUGAGGUUGUCCCCCUUGCCAGCAGACCAGGCGGCUAAGUCAUUCUGAUUUACCCAUUCACUAUCCACUCCAGACCGUGAGAGCCGCAGUCAACGCCGCUGGCCAAGGUUGUCCCCUGGCCAGCAGACUGGCGGCUAAGUCACUGAUUUACCUCUUCGGGUAAUGUGAUGAUCUUUUUCUCCAGAAUUUCCUGUGUCUAUAGGUGUUUUUUUUGGGAUCAAAUUA
Molecule: messenger RNA, 803 nt
Organism: Ipomoea triloba (trilobed morning glory)
Lineage: Eukaryota; Viridiplantae; Streptophyta; Magnoliopsida; Solanales; Convolvulaceae
Product: RING-H2 finger protein ATL70
Exons: 1
Coding region: 77-616 (179 amino acids)
Source: RefSeq, a predicted model, not a curated record